AUGAAGAACGCGAUUGUUUUCUUACUUGACAAAUUUCCGUAUAUCCAGGGGAUCCGUGGGCAGACACACCGUAAAGAAGUGACCGAUGCCAAUCGCGUUAAAUGUAAAGCAAUCGUUGACUCUUAUCGUCCGCCACUGGAAGUUAUCUAUACAAGCAGCGAAGGCAACAGACGGCCUUUUACAAUUGGCAAACAAGUUGUUGCACGGGAUCCUUUUACAUACCAUCGUUAUGCUGACACCCCUCCAUCUUCUCCUCGUAUUGUAAAUACGGCGAUUAGUGGCGAUGAAACGAUAAAAUCCGCAGGCUCUGAUUCUUCAUCUGUUUCUUCUGACAAGUCGGCGUCCAAUAAUAUUAAACCAACGAAACACUGCAUACUUGAUUUUUUCAAGUGCAUCGCAUCGGCAGAUACCCCAGUGAACAAAGAUUUAUACACAUUUGGCCAUUGGAACACUAUCGAUUUAUAUGACCUUGUCAAGAGCUUUAUGCCGAAUGUAGUUGACAUUUUCUCUGCCGCACAAGUGUCUGACUGGUUGUCAAAGGAUGGUGGAUUCAGCUGCUCGCAAAUUGCACGCAUCGGUACCAAAAGACAAAAUGGACGACCUUUGUGGAUUGUCAAGCAAGAGCAUUGGGAUGAAGUCUUGAAAGUCACCUUCAACACGAAAUCGUUUUUAAACGCAUCAAUGGAAUCACAUGGUUGGAUCAACGUCGGUUAUGCACGAAAAUCACGCACAAACGAACCUGUGCAAAACAAGAUCAACUCAAUGCAAAAGAUGACAUACUGCCUCCGUAUCAAAUGUCACUGUGCUAAAGUCUUCUUAUCCCCCAUGUGCUCCUCUGGAUCGCCAUUAUGCCAACGUGAUACAAAACCAAAUCUCAAUAUCAUGGACAGUGUUCGCCAUAAACAUGGCGAUAUGCAAGAUUUGAUUAUGUUUGCGAAAUCAACCAACUUUUCCGUGCAGCUUGUUGUCCUGGACUACGCUGGCUUACCCACGGAUCCCCUGGAUAUACGGAAAUUUGUCAAAGAACUAAAAUCAAUCAAGGAACUGGUUGUGUACCAUGGACACAAGUUCGAAUCAAUAUCACGAUAA
Radiomyces spectabilis is the source of this 1089-nucleotide messenger RNA. RefSeq lists its product as uncharacterized. The record is from RefSeq and is a predicted model, not a curated record. The transcript is spliced from 8 exons. The coding region runs from base 1 to 1089 and encodes 362 amino acids. Lineage: Eukaryota; Fungi; Mucoromycota; Mucoromycetes; Mucorales; Radiomycetaceae.